CUCCUAUUUUUCUCUCGUUCUUUCUCAUAGAUUAAAACGAAGUUGUUGUCGAACUGAGUACUAGUUUUACAAAUAUUUACAUCUCGCUCUCACGCAUAGCAAAAACUGCUUUUGUUGAUUUGAAUACCAGGCUUAAACCAGUUAAUUCAUUCGGAGCUACCUGUUGAUUUUCGUGGGCUGUUAUUAACAUUUAAAGUAUAAAGUUAAUCUGAAGUGUAAAACGUGUUUAACAAUACGGUUUAAUUCGUAUGUUUAAAUAAAGUUGAACUUAUUUUAAUUUAUUUUGAAAGACUCGGAAACUAAGAGUACUUGAUAAAUGAGCUGAUCAGCCGAGAUCAUGGAGAGUGUUUGGCUAUUUAUUUAAGAUACGGGAACCGUCAGUGAUACUUUGGCUUUUAAAGUUUUUUCGUAUGUGAAAAAAAAUGUUUAAAUGUACUUUAAUAGCACCCCAAAAACGGUCGUUAUACAGUUAGUCCUCUUCAAAGAAAUCGUAACUCUAACGGUUGACUAUAAAUUAACAACACACUAAACUAAACAUAGAAUUUUUGACAGUCACUACAAGAUUUCGUAGGAGACAAGAAACACGCAGGCUCAAAUACCGAAUCGGAUUUAUCUUCUCUAAAUGGAAGGAUUAGUUAAAUCUUGUGAUCAGGCAAUGGAGGAAAAUAAUUACAAUGAACCGACUCAAGAAUUACCUUUUUGUUUUAUUCGGGGAUCAGAUCCAAGAGCUGCAACAUGUCGGGGUAAGCUCCAAAGCAAGCGGUGUAAGCUUAACCAAGAAAUAAAUAAGGAAUUGCGCUUAAGAGCUGGUGCGGAGAACCUUUACAAGGCAACAACAAAUCGGAAGUUACGUGACACAGUUGCCUUAGAACUAAGUUUUGUUAAUUCAAACUUGCAGUUGCUUAAAGAGCAAUUAGCUGAGUUAAACUCAUCCAUGGAAAUAUAUCAAAGUGAAAGUCAUAACGGAGUAAUGCCUAUGAUACCUUUGGGCCUGAAGGAAACCAAGGAAAUUGAUUUCAUGGAAGCAUUUUCAGAUUUCAUUUUGGAACAUUACAGCGAAGAGCCGUCAACCUAUGUGGACGCUAUUGCAGAUAUUACAGAUACUAGACAGGCCUGUAAAACCCCUUCGAGGGAUGCCCUUGGUACUGCAUUACUUUUUCGUUACUACAACCUGCUGUAUUACGUAGAACGGCGCUUUAUUCCACCUGAUCGAAAUAUAGGAAUUUUCUUUGAAUGGUAUGAUUCCCUCACAGGAGUGCCUUCCUGCCAGCGCACCAUAUCCUUUGAAAAGGCAUGCACUCUAUUUAAUUUAGGCGCAAUAUACACUCAGAUCGGAACGCGUCAUGACCGAACCACUGCUGAUGGUUUGAACGCAUCUGUGGACAGUUUUUUAAGGGCAGCGGGUAUUUUUCGUCACAUUUAUGAUACAUUUACAAAUGCGCCUUCGAUGGAUCUUAAACCACAAGUUCUUGAUGUAUUGGUUUCGCUUAUGCUUUCGCAAGCUCGAGAGUGUCUUUUUGCAAAAUUUCAGCUACAGACCGAAAUAUUAUGUGAACCUGAAAGUAUGGACAUGUUCAGAGAUCUAGCCGGAGAGGCUGCACAACUCUCAAGUGAAUACCUUCAGAUGCAUAAAAAUAUUCAAGCGAAUAAUACACAUACGUGUUUGCCCGAGUGUUGGGCGGGACUGGUACCCCUUAAGGCCGAGCUCUAUAAAGCAUUCGCGCAUUAUUAUAAAGCUUGCAGUAUUGAUGCGUCGCAUGGCUUAAACGUAUCGUUGCCCUCUCGAACAAGCUAUAAAACGCCAUUGAGAGAAUCGAUAAAAAAGAAUUUUUUUGAGACAAAGAACGAUUUGACUACAGUCAAGGAAAUGGAAGAGACCGCCGUUUCUUGUAUUGCUCUUAAAAAUAUGCAUUUUAAAGAAGCUUGGGCAAAUUUCGAGGAAGCGCAACGAUUUCAGCGAAUGUGUCGGUAUCUAAAGAAUAAAAAAUCGCUUACUCAAGUAAUUCAAAAUGCCUAUUAUAAGAUGAGGGAAGACUACGAAAAACUUAAAUUGCUUGAUGCACCUAAUGACUUGGAUGAGUGCUACGAUGUUUCGGAACAAGCUAUAGAAGCAUCCUCAAAGUUUACAUUAUCAUUAACGGGACCGGAUUUCACUUCGUAUAAAGUGGAGGACCCUUUUAAGCAACUGGGGCCGAUUGCCAUUUUUUCUGCACGGCGACAUUGGACGGCACCACGAUAUAUACGUCUACAAAAGGGUUCCUCUACAUACCAUAACGAUAAUACUCUUAAUUUCUUAUUACCUUUGGAAUGCGAGGAAGUAGAUACCGGUGGCUCAAAAAAAAUUUUGGAAAAUUUUGGUUUCAAUGUCCGUGGAGACUCACCUGUCAUUAUUUCAUAUGUUAAAAUAAAUUCUCUUGCUGAUCUUGGCGGUAUAAAAGAAGGAGACUUUCUGGUUGAUAUUGCCGGAAUAGAUGUCAAAUGGUACUCAAAUCAGCAGGUUUUGUUGCUCAUACAGUCGUGUGGUUCUACGCUUGAUCUAAAAGUAAUAACACCAAUGGAUCGAAAUUAUUUAAAGCCGUUGUCAACGAGCGACGCAAUACCAACAAUAACUGCAGAACUUAUAUUGGACACUUCCACUUCCAUUGCAAGAGGUACCAAUCACAAACUCGAUCCUAAGACUUCGAUGACUUCUAAAUUUGUUGGCGUGGCUUCGUCCAGUCCUUGGAAUCCAUUUAGACGAAGUGUAAGCUUAGCGAAAAAGUUUUAAGUUUCCUGGAUUUUCUAAAUAGUAAUAAUUUCUACUAAUUUAAGUAACAUCAAUAAGCAAUUAGCAAUAAUAAGUAAUUUGGCACAAUUAAUUAAUUAAUAUUUUACCUUUAUUGGAAAUAUCAUUAAAUAUUGUAUGAUUGCCUACGUGCAACUGUAUAUUGUA
This is a messenger RNA of Drosophila ananassae, 2932 nucleotides long. RefSeq names its product rhophilin-2 (gene Rhp). Gene Ontology annotation, molecular function: protein binding. The record is from RefSeq and is a predicted model, not a curated record. Bases 623 to 2767 code for a protein of 714 amino acids. Gene Ontology annotation, biological process: signal transduction; negative regulation of stress fiber assembly. The transcript has 13 exons. Lineage: Eukaryota; Metazoa; Arthropoda; Insecta; Diptera; Drosophilidae.